GAGUCCAGUUGGUUCAGGUGAAGCUCCGCCUCCUUCCUGGUAGCAGCUCACCUGUGUCUCAGUCUGUUCAGAUCUUCCUCUUCAGCCCUUUGGAGCGUUUGAACAAACUCAGCAUGGAUCAGCCUGAGGACAGAGAGGAGGGAGUCCCUCCCUCUAGCGACGACUCAAGGGAUAUGAUCAUUGACUUCAAAUCUCCUGGACCUCCAUCCUCAGAGAGAGUGAACCAGCAGAACUCUGAGGUUCCCAGAGGUCCGUCUGCCCGGCAGCAUCAAACCCAGCUGGACUCCAUAUUUAUGCUGCUGGAGGACAACAUUGUCACUUUUGUGAAGAAGGAGCUGAAGAAGAUCCAGAAGGUUCUGAGUCCAGAUGACCCAGACUGCUCAGAGAGUCAGAGAGAUGAUGAGGAGGUGUUGGAAGGUGAGGAUGAAGAGCAGAGGAGGAGCAGCAGAGAGGCAUUGAUGAAGAUCACUCUGAACUUCCUGAGGAGGAUGAAGCAGGAGGAGCUGGCUGACCGUCUGCAGAGCAAACAUCUUACUGCAGUUUGUCAACCUAAACUUAAAUCUGGUCUGAAGAAGAAGUUCCAGUGUGUGUUUGAGGGGAUCGCUAAAGCAGGAAGUCCAACCCUUCUGAACCAGAUCUACACAGAGCUCUACAUCACAGAGGGAGGGACUGGAGAGGUCAAUGAUGAACAUGAGGUCAGACAGAUUGAAACAGCCUCCAGGAAACCACACAGACCAGAAACAACCAUCAGACAAGGAGACAUCUUUAAAGUCCCACCUGGAAGAGAUCAACCAAUCAGAACAGUGAUGACAAAGGGAGUGGCUGGCAUUGGGAAAACAGUCUUAACCCAGAAGUUCACUCUGGACUGGGCUGAAGACAAAGCCCACCAGAACAUUCACUUCAUAUUUCCAUUCACCUUCAGAGAGCUGAAUGUGCUGAAAGAGAAGAAGUUCAGCUUGGUGGACCUUGUUCAUCACUUCUUUACUGAAACCAAAGAAAUCUGCAGCUUUGAACACUUCCAGGUUCUGUUCAUCUUUGAUGGUCUGGAUGAGAGUCGACUUCCUCUGGACUUCCAGAACCAGGAGAUCCUGACUGAUGCUACAGAGUCCACCUCAGUGGAUGUUCUGCUGACAAACCUCAUCAGGGGAAAACUGCUUCCCUCUGCUCGCCUCUGGAUAACCACACGACCUGCAGCAGCCAAUCAGAUCCCUCCUGAGUGUGUUGGCAUGGUGACAGAGGUCAGAGGGUUCACUGACCCACAGAAGGAGGAGUACUUCAGGAAGAGAUUCAUAGACGAGGAGCAGGCCACCAGGAUCAUCUCCCACAUGAAGACAUCAAGAAGCCUCCACAUCAUGUGCCACAUCCCAGUCUUCUGCUGGAUCACUGCUACGGUUCUGGAGGACGUGUUGGAGACCAGAGAGGGAGGAGAGCUGCCCAGCACCCUGACCGACAUGUACAUCCACUUCCUGGUGGUUCAGACCAAAGUGAAGAAGGUCAAGUAUGAUGGAGGAGCUGAAACAGAUCCACACUGGAGUCCAGAGAGCAGGAAGAUGAUUGAGUAUCUGGGAAAACUGGCUUUUGAUCAGCUGCAGAAAGGAAACCUGAUCUUCUAUGAAUCAGACCUGACAGAGUGUGGCAUCGAUAUCAGAGCAGCCUCAGUGUACUCAGGAGUGUUCACACAGAUCUUUAGAGAGGAGAGAGGAGGGCUGUACCAGGACACAGUGUUCUGCUUUGUCCAUCUGAGUGUUCAGGAAUUUCUGGCUGCUCUUCAUGUUCAUCUGACCUUCAUCACCUUUGGUCGCAACCUGAUGGAAGAAACACAAACAUCUAAGAAACCUAAUCUGAAGUCUCUUCAUCAGAGAGCUGUUGAUCAGGCCUUACAGAGUCCAAAUGGACACCUGGACUUGUUCCUCCGGUUCCUCCUGGGACUUUCACUGCAGACCAAUCAGAAACUGCUACAAGGUCUACUGCCAAAGACAGGAAGUAGCUCACAGACAAACCAGGAAACAGUUCAGUACAUCAAGAAGAAGAUCAGUAAGAAUGUGUCUGCAGAGAAAAGCAUCAAUCUGUUCCACUGUCUGAAUGAACUGAAGGAUCGUUCUCUAGUGGAGGAGAUCCAACAGUCUCUGAGUUCAGGAAGUCUCUCUACAGAUGAACUGUCUCCUGCUCAGUGGUCAGCUCUGGUCUUCAUCUUAGUGUCAUCAACAGAAGAUCUGGAUGUGUUUGACUUGAAGAAAUACUCUGCUUCAGAGGAGGUUCUUCUGAGGCUGCUGCCAGUGGUUAAAGCCUCCAACAAAGCUCUACUGAGUGGCUGUAACCUCUCAGAGAGAAGCUGUGAAGCUCUGUCCUCAGUUAUCAGCUGCCAGUCCUCCAGUCUCAGAGAACUGGACCUGAGUAACAACAACCUGCAGGAUUCAGGAGUGAAGCUUCUCUCUGCUGGACUGGAGAGUCCAAACUGCAGACUAGAAACUCUCAGACUGAGUGGCUGUAACCUCUCAGAGAGAAGCUGUGAAGCUCUGUCCUCAGUUCUCAGCUCCCAGUCCUCCAGUCUCCGAGAACUGGACCUGAGUAACAACAAUCUGCAUGAUUCAGGAGUGAAGCUUCUCUCUGAUAAACUAGAGAGUCCGAACUGCAGACUGGAAACUCUCAGCUUGUCAGGCUGUCUGGUCUCCAAGCAAGGCUGUGCUUUUCUGGCCUUGGGUUUGAGCUCCAACCCCUCCCAUCUGAUAAUGUUGGACCUGAGCUACAAUCAUCCAGGAGACUCAGGAGUGAAGCUACUGUCGGCUGGAAAGAAGGAUCACUGGAAACUAGAGGCUCUCAGGGUGGAGCCUGCUGGAGUCCGAUGGUUGACACCAGGUCUGAGGAAGUAUUCCUGUCAACUCACAAUCGACACAAACACAGUGAACAGAUUCCUCAAACUGUCUGAAGACAACAGGAAGGUGACACGUGUGAAGGAGCUUCAGUCAUAUCCUGAUCAUCCAGACAGAUUUGAUCUUCGCCAGCUGCUGUGUAGAGAUGGUCUGACUGGUCGCUGUUACUGGGAGGUCGAGUGGAAAGGAAGAGUUAAUAUAUCAGUGAGUUACAGAAGAAUCAGGAGGAAAGGAGAUGGUAGAGACUGUAUGUUUGGAGGAAAUGAUCAUUCCUGGAGUCUGAGCUGCUCUGAUGUUGAUGGUUACUCUGUCUGGCACAAUAACAGACAAACAUCUAUCUCCACCUCCUCCGUCUCCAACAGAGUAGCAGUCUAUGUGGACUGUCCUGCUGGUAUUCUGUCCUUCUACAGAGUCUCCUCUGACUCACUGAUCCACCUCCACACCUUCAACACCACAUUCACUGAACCUCUGCAUCCUGGCUUUUGGUCCAGUUCUGGUUCCUCAGUGUUUCUGUGCUGAUUGAGUCUAAAGAGUCUUCUCCUGGCAGAGAAAGCCUCUCCCUGUUGAACAGAUAGUUCAGUCUGUUCAUGUCUGUCUCUUUCACUCAGAAACACGUUUUCACAUUCAUGGAUUCAAUCUGUUUCUUUGUGAAAUUCUUCUUGUUACGCCCCAACUUGUCUAGGGGAGGGGAAGUAGCAUUUAGAUAUCACAACCAGGAAGGUUUUUUAUAAAAAGGUAAUUUAUUGUCCAGUUUGGGGUGUGAACAAAAGAGGUUGAAACAAUAAAUACACCCCCAAGGGACAUAACACAAAUGACAAAAAAAAAACCCACAAUGAUGACUUAAGGCCACAAGAACUAAGGUGUUGAUGCUGGAAACAGCAUCAACACUAAACAAACCACAAGACAAAACCAAAACAUCAAACUAGUAACACAACCAGGAAUUGAGAGGGUAAAACCGAGUGCCACGGCAAAUUGCCAGACGAGUGACACAGCCUUCAAUAGUCAGGUUAAACGAGUGCUACAGUAAAACAAAAACACAUCACAACAAACAAAACACAACACAACACAACACAACACAACACAACACAACACAACACAACACAACCGACAGUGUGGCAAGCUGCUCUAAAACACAGCUGCCCUGAUUGCAUGGGAGAACUGAGUUUAAAUAAGGAGUGCUCCACACGGAUUGGUGAGGCAAUCAGGCGAAUGUC
This is a messenger RNA of Fundulus heteroclitus (mummichog), 4084 nucleotides long. Its product is annotated as NACHT, LRR and PYD domains-containing protein 3-like. Bases 114 to 3389 code for a protein of 1091 amino acids. NCBI's taxonomy places the organism in Eukaryota, Metazoa, Chordata, Actinopteri, Cyprinodontiformes, Fundulidae. The record is from RefSeq and is a predicted model, not a curated record. The transcript is spliced from 12 exons. Gene Ontology annotation, molecular function: protein binding.